CAACACCCUGUUCACGCAGCAUCACGGCAUUUGCACGCUUCGCCAUCUAUUUGCCCGACAGCGCAUUGGUGAUUGUCAAUAUCAUCGCGGUGUCAACUUGCGAAACGUUCAUUUCCAAUUGUAUCGCUCGAGGCCAUGCUUUGAGAAGCUUCCUGUCAACCACACGCGAAGCCGCCGAAUCUCACCACCGCAUUCUCCUUGCGACCUAACUCUAGCGGGCACCCGCAACAAUUGUUCAGCCAAAAUAGCAUCACUUUUCUCAUCUCCGAUACAAUAUGCCACGUCGAAGCGCACGCGCAACCGACCCGGACCCCGAGGAGCUGCCCGCUCAGGACGAGCUCCCCGAGGUUCAUGAUGAAGACAUGGAUAUCGAUGAGGAAGAGCAGAAAAGCCUUGAAUUUGAUGAGGAGCUAUCCUGGCGACCUGCGAAACCUAUUCCUAGCGCAACACUACUCACCCGACUCGAAAAGCUAUCCAAGGAGCUCGCCGAUUUUGACCAAGGCGCAGUAGUCCUAAGCUCUCUUCAGCGAGUUGCUGCAGAUCUGGCGCAUAGAAAUCUCCUUCAACACAAAGACCGAGGUGUAAAGGCCUACACAGCAUGCUGCUUAGUAGACCUUCUGCGCCUUUAUGUCCCAGAUGCUCCAUUUUCCGAAGAGCAGCUAAAGAUGAUGUUCACUCUCUUCGUCAAAGAUAUUCUCCCAGCUCUUCAUGACCCGACAAACCCAUACACUAGCCAGCACAAGUAUGUCCUUGUGUCUCUUACAGAAGUUAAGAGUAUCCUCUUGUUACCUGAAAUACACGGUGCCGACGACCUAUUGUUGCGCCUCUUCAACUCUACCUUCGACGGAAUAUCUGCAAGCUCCAAGGCUGCCGCUGAGGAACAGGUUGCCAAGGAUGUCGAAAUUCAUUUGACGGAUAUGUUGAUUCAUUUGAUUGACGAAUCGCCAGGCAGCAUUCCCGCGAGUGUUGUCGACGCUAUCAUCAGCCAGUUCUUGCGCGCUGCACCUCCAGGUGGUGCCCGAGCAAAGGAUCAUAGUGACAACCAGUCUACAUUACUACACAAAACCGAGCCUGCUGCUUAUAUAAUGGCGAAGAACAUUUGCAAUGGCUGCACGGACAAAAUGUCUCGAUAUGUCAGUCAGUACUUCAGCGAUGUUAUCCUGAAUGCAUCUGGCUUUGCAACCAAGAAUGGAUACGGACAUGGCGACGAUUCUGACGACGAAGACACUGGUUCGGGUCCCUCGGAAGCAGAUCUGAAGAGCUUGAGGCAAGCACAUUUAUUGAUUCGAGAGCUCUGGCGUGCCGCUCCUUCAAUCCUCCAAAACGUUGUUCCUCAGCUCGACGCCGAGCUGUCGGCCGACAACGUCCAUUUGCGCCAGAUUGCAACAGAAGCAUUUGGUGAUAUGAUUUCAGGUAUUGGCGCGGCAGGUCCUCCGCCACCUCCAACUUUGGAUCCAUCUGCAUGGCCACCGGUUCGCUUAAUGAGCGAACCAACUACACCAACAGCAAACGCCAACAUCUUAACCACUCCAUUUUCACCACAAUCCUUUGCGCAGUCCCAUCAUGCUACCUACCGCAACUUUGUAAGCCGAAAGAACGAUAAGUCUGGCACCAUUCGUUCAUCCUGGGUCACUGCAGUUGGGUACAUCCUGUCAACAUCAGCCGGUGGAAUCGGCUUGAGUCGUGAGGACGAAACAGAGCUUAUCGGCGGCUUGGUUGAUAAGCUAAGCGAUAGUGAGGAAAAGGUGCGAAUCGCCGCUGUUAAAGCCAUUGAGCUCUUCGAGUUCAAGGACGUCAUCCAGAAACUUGGUCCACUAGGCGGCAUUGAAAAGAAGGGAUCCUUGUUCAACAUCCUUGGAGAUCGCUGUCGAGACAGAAAGCCUGCUGUUCGUGUCGAUGCGAUGGUCCUGUUAGGCAAGCUGUGGGCUGUUGGUGCUGGUGAAAUCGCGGACGGCCAGGAGGCUGUCACAGCGUGCUUGUCUGGUAUCCCAUCUUGUAUUGUUGGCGUGUUCUACGCCAAUGAUCCUGACUUGAACGUCCUUCUUGAUCGUGUCAUGUUUGAAUGCCUUGUCCCUCUAAAGUUUCCCGCUAUUAAGGGCAAAGCGAACAAGGCCGCGUCAAAGACAGCACUUGGUCAAGCUGACCAAGAUCGUCUAAGAGCCGAGCGUAUUUUGUUGAUGCUCAAGUCCUUUGAUACUUCUGCUCAGAAAGCUUUCUUCGCUAUGCAAGCGCGCCAACCUCAGUUCGCUAAAGGUGUCUCCAUUUUCAUUCAGCAGUGCGAAGCCUACAACGGAGGAGUUAUUGACGCAAACGAGGAGAAGGUCAAGGCCAGUCUUGGAAAGACUUUCCAAUGGCUUGGGGCCUUCUUCCCGGAUCCUCUGAAAGUGCGUGCCGACUUGCAAAAGUUUGCGAAGCUCAAUGAGCGAAGAUGCUAUCAGCUAGUCAAAUAUGCCAUCGAAUCGGAAAGUGAUUUCAAGACUGUGCGGCGUGCAAUUAACGAGCUCAUUACCAAGCUCCAAGGAGGCAGCGCUGCAUCAUCUCUGGAAACCCUUAUUCCACUGUUCUAUCGGUCAAGCUCCCUCAUGUUCAACCGCAGCCACCUCGCAACGAUCAUGAAUUGUUCCAAGAGUGACAAGAAUGGAUUCGCGGGUGCUGCCCAUCAGAUUCUGAACGAUAUUUCACAGAGAAAUCCUGAUUUGUUCAAGGCCCAUGCGGAAGAACUGCGAAAAGAAAUCAUUGAGCAGUCGCCAACAGAAAGCAAAGCAAAUGACCCAUCGGUAGUUGACAUUCUGAAAGCGUAUUCAUCUUUCGCCAAGAAAUAUCCUGGGGAUAUCAACUACGAUAGAGGCUUUGUACAGACCUUGAGCAACUAUGCUCUCUACGGUGCUCCCCCUAAAGCUGCCAAAUAUGCUGUUAACAUUAUCCUUGCCAAGAACGACGACAAGGGAAAGGUAUCAGCAACCAACCUUUUGCGCAAGACUAUGGAGAAAUUUGACCGCAAGUCGCCUCAUUUCUUGAACAAACUGGCGACCGUAUGUCAAUUAGAACGACUUGUCCCAACCGUCACAGUUGAUUCAGGCGAUGCUAUUCAAGAUAUUACAAUCAAACAAAUCCUACGACAAGUUCAUACUGACGCGCAGGCUUCAGAUCCUUCCUGGGUCUCGGAUGCUGAUAUGAACCAAGAGCUCCAGUCCAAGUGUCUGGCUUUGAAGAUUCUUGUGAACCAGGUCAUCGCAAGUGAAAACGAACCAGAUGCGGAAGAUCGAGCUAGGGCUAUCUUUAAACUCUUGAAAACGUUUGUUGUUGCAGAGGGAGAGUUUUGCAAGGUCAAAGACACCCCGCUGCCACAUAAGAAGCGUCUUCGCCUCUUGGCUGGUCUUCUUAUUCUGAAGCUGUGCUCGAUCAAGAAAUAUGACGACCUGUUUGACGCGCCUAGCUUCAAUAAGCUUGCGGAGCUCAUUCAAGAUAGCGAGGUGCACGUACGACAAGGUUUCAUGGAGAAGCUCCAGAGUUACUUGACCCGCGGCAAACUGCGCGUCAGAUUCGUCACCAUGCUAUUUAUCGUUGCAUUUGAACCUGUACCCGAAAUCAAGAACAGGGUCGAAACAUGGAUUCGAUCUCGGGCUAUCUUCUAUGAGACACAAAAGACGCAAGUUUUGGAGGCUGUCAUGGCUAGACUGGUCCCCCUUCUUGCCCAUCACCCGGACUACAGCCCGGCUGCUGAUGACCUGGCCGACUUUGCCAACUACUUCAUCUUCUACCUCAACACAGUCGCUACCGAACAGAACAUCUCUCUUAUUUUCAAGUACGCCGAGAGAAUCAAGCAGACGCAAGAUGGCCUCAACCCCGAAGCCAGUGAGAACCUGUACGUGCUGAGCGACCUAGCACAAGCCAUUAUCAGAAAGUUCCAGGAGAAGCGCAACUGGAGCUUCCAAGCCUUCCCCGGUAAGGUGGGAUUACCUGCUGGUCUCUUUGCAGCUCUCAAGUCUAGUGAGGUUGCCCAGCAAAUCGCUACAAAGCAAUACAUUCCUGAUUCCCUUGAUGAGAAGCUGGACGAUCUGCUAAAAGCCAUCGACCGCAAGAAGAAACGAAAGUCGUUGAGCGAAGGUGGAGAACCCUCUGCUAAGCGCACCAAGAGACAAAUACAGGCGGUCAUCCGGGAGAAGAAUGGCGAUGGCAGCAAGUCGACCAAGGCCGCGCCAAAGAAGGCGAAGGCGAAGAAGGUAGCAAAGCCGAAGAAGCGCGCAUCUCCUGCGCCAGAGCCAGGAGAACGUCGUCGAAGCAGCCGCUCCCACAAGGUUUCGAAUUACACGGAACGCAACGAUGAAGAUGACGAAGAGGAGAUGCUAGAUGGUGUUGCUGAGUGGGCCUAUGGCGAUGAAGACGAAGACGAUGAGCCUGCCUCGUCGGAUGAGGAGGCCGGCAGCAAUGAGGAGGAAGACGAGGAGGAUGAGGGGUCCAACAGCCGGAAUGGCAAAGGGAAGGCUACCGCCUCAAGGCGAACCAGGUAAAGGGAUAGGCUGUAUCAACGGGUAGGAGAUAUUAUUUUGCUAGUUUGGAGAUUACUUCGUUUGAUAGGCAUGUCGAAAUGCUGUGCAACUGGAGCCACGACAGACACCGGGGUUCGUCGGGCUAGAAUUUCAUGUUUGAAAAGAAUAUCAAAUUAAUUUGUCAAGUUUACCUUUGUUUCUUACUGCCGAAGCUUUCAGCUCUACAAACGACCGUGAAACUAUGUAAUCAUACGUUAUUGGGUAAAGGGGCUUUCAAUCAGGAAAUAAUAAAUUGAUAUAUACGUACACCUGCUACCAAUCCCGUACCAGUCAUCUAGAAGAAACACAAUGCAACAAAAGAAAAUACCAAAUAAAAGAUACAAACAACGAAGUCUAGAAGCACGGGGAGAACUGAGUGCGGAAUAACAGCAUAAUGCUUUACCAAUAACGUUUGCAUCAGUUCCCAACGUUCCGUCUCCAGCACGCAACCAAGUAAACGCCGCUUUUUUCUUUGAAGGAAGUAAGGGGCACGCAUUUGUCCCGUAUGCAGCAAGUAUAUGGCUUUGCGUCUCUUUGCCAAGCUGCUUCCCAUAGCAUGAAUACAGUAAAAUAGACAGUCAGAAGCUGGGUUAGUUUCCAGCCAUCUCGCUAGCUUUGGCUUCGUCGCUUAGUCGCUUGCGGACAUUCUGCUGAUGGCCAGAGAACUUCAAGUGUGCCUCGAACUUUUGGGCAGUCUGGUCCGGUCCAGGUGUGUACAGCUUCUGGGCGCAAUCUAGGCAACGAAUUCUAGGAAGCCAGGCAAACUUGACGCCAGGAGGUGGAGGCUGGACAAGUGUUGGUAGUUCUGUGAUGGGGUCUAGUGUCGAGUACUUCAUCGUAGCUUCGAAGCGAUCACCGCCGGCAUAUUUCGCCUUGAGUUCCUCGAGAGCCUUGACGAGCCAGUCGGGAGGGGGAGGCUAUAGCACAUAAUCAUUAGUUCAUAUAUUAUUACCUUAAGAGAGGUUGUUAAGUUUACUUACAGCUGGAGGCGUUGGUUGUCCAGGAAUCAGAGGGGGUGCGGGAAGACGACCAAGCUGGCCAGGAGGCAGCGUGCUAGAUGGACCGCCGGGCUGGGAGGAAGCUGCAGGAGCAGAUGUGACGUUGGGCUUGACAAUAGCAGCAGAUCCAGGGAUGGGGACGGGGACAGGAGUCUCAAUCUGUGUGGGGGCUCGAAGGUCGCGCAGGUCACCCCUCAUCAAGCGCUGGAGCUUUUCUUUGGGAACCUUGAGCGUGACGAUAAGCUGGAUAGGUUCUUCGGUUUCUUCUCUGAGUCGACGGGAGCCGCGAGGGUCAUGGUGGCCGCCGACUUCUGGUGUCUCAGAUCGUCCGAGUGUCGACAUGCGAUGCUGCGCAACGGAAGCUGCACCACGGAUGCCUCUGGUACGAGCAGUGCCUUGAGCCAUGUUCGAAGGAGCAGGAGAGUCCGGCAUGGAGUCAUCGCUCUCUUCCGAUUCGGAAAUAUCACCGUCUCUAUUACCUCUCUUCCUGCUGCCAGCUGCACGCUUGUACAAGCCGCUGUCCUCGACAUUUUCCGCAGCUCCAGGCAGCACGGACGAGACAAUCAGUGUUCUGAUGGUUCGCUGGCGCUCCUUGAGAUCGGGAAGCUGGGGUCCUCCUCUUCUGUUUAUCGAUCGUUUCUGGCGGCGCUGUUCUCUGGAGAAUAUGGUCUCGUUUCGGUCAAGGUCGGCAUCGCUCAUUUCGUACAUGUAAGGCGCGUAUUCCUUAGCUUGCUGCUGAGGUCUAAAGACACUGGGCAGCGGCGUCUGCAAAAAUGCGGAAACAAGGUCGGCGUCCUCGAUUGGUCUGCCAUCGAAUGGGUGGCCAACGCUGUAAAGACUCCUGGUGAAGAGCUGUGUCUGCUCACGGAUACAGUGGGCAAUGGCCGUGGUAAAUUCGCCCGACAGAGAAAGAUCACGCGCCAUGUUGGCCGCAAAUUCCUCUGGUGAGUUAGCAGGGUUGUUGAUCUCCCAUUCGAAUUGAUCUACAAGAGUGUGUGGGCCAAUUGUGAUGUUGAGCUUGAUGAGAACGCGCAUCUCGUCGUUUUUGUAUGCCGAGUAUGGUAGUUCAGGGUCGAGAGCGUCUUCUUCGGAGAAGACAAAUGGGUAAAAGUCGUUGAGCUGCUCGCGCAUCUGCUGCAUAACCUGUUCAUAUACUGGGUGAUUUGCAGGAGGCUUGAGGCCCAUGUCUUCGACUAGCUGCGCAGCGAAGAGGUCGAUGCCGAGGAUACGGUCGUGCAAGUUCCAGGUAAACGUGUCGCGGAGCUUGACCUUGUCCCAUUCGAUUUCGAGGCGGAGAGGUACAAGCUCCUCGUGUUGCUCGGCUUGCUUGAGCAUAUCCUUGCGAGGGCAUUUGAAUGAAGGGGUAGUUCUCUGUCCCGGGCGCGGCUUUUGUCCGGGGUAGAUGAUUCUGGCAGGGCCGUGGUUUUCGGUAUAUCCAUUGCCAAAGCCCUGGUAUCCAUCACCGUAGAGUUUGCUAGGUGGGAACCACGGCUGGAAAUUUGUGCGGAUGUUGCGAUAAUCAUUGAUUCGUUCGCGCGUCUCUUGUGCCGAGAGCCUUGCCUUUUGCAUCUGCUCGACAAGAGCAGCAGCGGCAACGGCAUCGCGCGACGUGUAUCGCUCUAUCAGCAACUUGUUAAACGAUUCUUUGGUUCUUGUGGUUGCUUCGGGGGCAGGAGACUGGGAGCCGGCAUCGUUGUCGUCGGCGGUGGCCGCAGGGGGCGUCGCGGUGGCCGACCCGGGUGCCGACGUGGAUGGCUGGGCGGCCAUAGUCGCGAAUGCAGGCACCAGCAGGAUGCGGCAGGGCAGCUGAUAAUUAAUAUGGCGUCGCGAGGCGCGAUUUGAAUGCGGCAGCGAUGUUGACGAUGAUGGAUUGAAUCACCGCGGCGUCGGGCGAGGCUCGCGAUCUUGGAUAUAGCGAUCGAGGGGGGCGCGCGAGGACGUUGAGACAAAUGUUC
Messenger RNA from [Torrubiella] hemipterigena, 7482 nucleotides. The record is from the annotation of a GenBank genome assembly. NCBI's taxonomy places the organism in Eukaryota, Fungi, Ascomycota, Sordariomycetes, Hypocreales, Clavicipitaceae.